Messenger RNA from Monoraphidium neglectum, 294 nucleotides. RefSeq lists its product as hypothetical. Lineage: Eukaryota; Viridiplantae; Chlorophyta; Chlorophyceae; Sphaeropleales; Selenastraceae. The coding region runs from base 1 to 294 and encodes 97 amino acids. Gene Ontology annotation, molecular function: P-type calcium transporter activity. The transcript is spliced from 2 exons. The record is from RefSeq and is a predicted model, not a curated record. Gene Ontology annotation, cellular component: intracellular membrane-bounded organelle.
AUGAUUGGCCUGGAUCCUCAGAUCAACUGCCGGCGCGUGAGGGACAGCCAGGCCAACGUGCUGGAGGGCGUGCUGAGUCAGCCCCAGUUCGGGGCCAUCCUGGCCGCAGAGGCGGCGCUGCAGGUUGCCAUAGUGGAGCUGGGCGGCCGCGCCUUCAGCACCGUGCCACUCAGCGCCACGCAGUGGGCCGCCUGCAUCGCCAUGGGCGCCACCUCCCUCCUAGUGCGCGCCGGGCUGCGCCUCGUGCCAGUUGGCAGCGGCGGCGGCGGCGGCCGCGUCGGCGCGCGAGCGUGA